GCCCCCAGACCGCUAGGGAAACCUCAGUACCUGCGCGUGUGGCACGAUAACUCCGGCGAAGGACGCUACUCCUCGUGGCACCUCGCCUUCGUCAGCGUGCGGGACCUGCAGACGGACGAGAAAACGACCUUCAUCGCGAACCGGUGGCUGGCUAUUGACAGGGACGAUGGGCAGAUCGACCUGACCCUCACCGCCGCCAACCUUGGGUGAAAUGACCAACUUCACCCACCUAUACAAGGCGAGCAAGGAGAAAGGCAUGAGGGACCGACACCUGUGGACGUCCGUUUUCUAUAGACCUCCAAGAUCAAGAUACACGAGGAUAGAGCGAGUGGGCGUGUGUGCAGCCUUUGUGUACCUUUCCAUGACGAUGAGUGCCAUGUGGUACAAUGUGGCUCCCGAAAAGCCAUCCGCUGACAGUUACUUUGAUCUCGGCGCCUUUUCACUUAGUGCAGAACAGGGUGCGAUAGGCCUCAUUUCCCUGGUGGCCGUGUACCCUGUGAUUCAACUGAUGGUGGCCAUGUUCAGGUACGCGCGACCCCGGACUCGCAAAGUAGCUCGGUCCAUAGCGGCGCGCGAUCGACAAAGGGCUGAACAACGGGAGGAAAUGGGUCUGGGUCCUGAAGCGGAGAUGGACAAAGCCCCGGAUGUUGAAAAGGGGGGGAGGAAGAACAGUGUGAACAGGAGGAACCUCAAGGAGCCCUUUACCCUACCAUGGUGGUUCCGCCCGGUUGCCUGGUUGCUCGUGCUUGCGGUCGUGGGGGUGUCUGUGUUCUUCGUGUGGGCUUAUGCGAUGGAAUUCGGCGCCCAGAAGACAAGUCGUUGGCUCACCUCUUUGCUGGUUACCUUCCUCACUUCGCUGCUCAUUAUUGAGCCUGUUAUGGUGCUGCUCGGCGCGGUGAUCAGAGCCACGUGUUGUAGCAAGUGCGUCUCAACCCGCGUUGACGAGGAUGACGUUGACUUCGACGAGGAAAAAACGCACCUCUAUUACGACGAGGAAUGGCAGCACAUGAAGCCCCUGGACGCCACGGCCAACCGACGCGUGCACGCCGUCAAGGGCACGAGCGACACGAGCCUCCUGGAGAGCCUGCGUCAGAAGCUGGUGAAGGAGCGCGAGAUGAUGCUCGUGCUGAGGGACAUCCUGGCCUACCUCGCCUUCGUCAUGAUGCUGGGCUUCAUCACCUACGGCAGCCGCGACCCCUCCACCUUCCUCAUGGUCUCGCACUUCCGCAACGCCUUCAUCAGGGAGGGAGACCUCUACUGGGACUACAAGGAGAAGGUUACCCACAGCGACCGAUACUGGCUGUGGUUGAAAAAUAUCAUGCUGAAGGAAUUGAGAGCUCAGCGUUGGUACAAUGACGAACCUCCAUAUGGAUUAAGAGGAUUCUUAGGUGACAAGCAAAAUAGGAUUAUGGGUUACGGGAUCCUACGGCAAGUUAGAAACAAAAAGAACGUCUGCAGACCCCCCUCCGGCCCGAUUCGUAAGAUCGUGGGUUCGUGCACAGGACCUCGAGCCAUGGCGCUUGAGGACGACGGGGACUACUGCGCUCACUGGGGCGACAAGGAGGUCUUCCCAGGGGCGUGCAGUGUGCCGGAGUUCAAGUGAGGAAGGAGCUGAAGGAGGGAAUGGCCACAAGGAAGAAGGGGGUUGAAGGAGGAAUGGCCACAGGGAAGGGGGUAGAAGGAAGAAAGGGGUAGGGAGGAGAGAAAAGGAGGAAGGAGGAAAGGGGCAUGUAAACAGAAGCCAUCUCGCAAUCUUUAAGACUCGGACCUUUAUGAUUACUUUAGAAUUAGAAUUAGAGUAAGUUAAAAGAUUGUCGAAAAGGAAAGUAGCUCUAAAAUCAUUAAAUAUGGAAAAGAAAGCAUGUAUCUUAACAAAAAAAGAUAGAAUAAAGCAUAUUUCAUAACAAAAAAAUCUUUAGGAUUCAUGAAAACAGGUUUAAAUCCACUGCAAAUCUGACAUACCAGAAAUCUAAAAUCAUCUUGUCGAAGGUAUCACUUUAAAACCAUUUUUUUUUUUUAAGUGUUGAAGAAAAUGAACCUUAAAACGUCUUUAGGACUGAUGAUGUAGAUGUACGUAUAUAAAUAGGGUAUCUGAGGACGAGGAGGGAGUCAGAAAUUAGUUUAGCUAGUUUCAGGAUCCAUUAAAUCGAAAAACCUUGUUUGCUAUUUUGACAACUGUGACAACUUUAUUUUGUUUGAUAAUUUUUAAAACACCCACCGUGAAAAUACGGACUCGAACAGCGUCCUAAAAGCUAUUACAAACCAAAUAUUCUAACACAGAGAACGAGACCAAAAUAUAUUCCACAGAUAAGCAUUCUCUCUCUCUCUCUCUCUCUCUCUCUCCUCU
Molecule: messenger RNA, 2347 nt
Organism: Penaeus monodon (black tiger shrimp)
Lineage: Eukaryota; Metazoa; Arthropoda; Malacostraca; Decapoda; Penaeidae
Product: polycystic kidney disease protein 1-like 2
Exons: 10
Coding region: 212-1603 (463 amino acids)
Biological process (GO): kidney development; detection of mechanical stimulus
Cellular component (GO): membrane
Molecular function (GO): calcium channel activity
Source: RefSeq, a predicted model, not a curated record